AUGGCCCCCAUUACAGUAGGCGAUGUCCGUAUCACAGGUCCAGCCCUCGCAGCCUGCCUCUACUUUCCUAAGCAGUUAGAACAUCUCUUAUCUCCACGAUCAAAGGCAUGGAUAACCUCACCUCUUGUCGUAAGGACUCUCGCUGCACUUAUCGGACUCGAUUUACUACGGAAGACGAGCAACAUGCUUUCACAGCGUGUGUCUAAUAACGGCAAAUGCGUCAAGUUCGUACCCAGCAAAGAGCUGGUGUUAAUAACGGGUGGCUGUAGUGGAAUAGGUCUAUUGAUGGCCAAGGAAUUCGCAAAACGCGGAGCAAAAGUUGUGAUUGUGGAUCUAAACCCCCCACAGGAGACCCUUCCGGAAAAUAUACACUUCUAUCAGUCCGAUGUAACCUCUGUAAGCGCAGUUGGGGCGACAGCUUCGCUGAUUCGGAAGGAGCAUGGCGACCCAACAGUUCUUGUUAAUAAUGCAGGAGUUGGAACUUUACAAUCCAUCCUGGACGGCGAUGAGAAGUCUGUUCGUAACACAUUUGAUGUCAACACAAUAUCUCAUUUUUGGACAACUCGGGAGUUUGUUCCAGCCAUGGUCAAGAAAAACCACGGGCACAUUGUCACAAUUGCUAGCAUGGCAAGCUAUGUCGUCCAUGCACUCAACGUAGAUUAUUGCUGCAGUAAAGCAUCUGCCCUUUCUUUUCACGAAGGGCUAUCAAGUGAAUUGCGAAACAUAUAUAAUGCACCAAAUGUUCGAACAACUGUGGUCAACCCCUCUUGGAUCCGUACACCUCUAAUUGAAAGACUCAUUAACAGCAAGCAAUGGCGUACACCAGUUAUGGAGCCAGACUACGUCGUAAAUAUUAUCGUUGAUCAAGUCAUGGCCGGAAAAGGUGGCCAAAUUGUGUUACCACCAAAGCUUAAUUACGGAACGACAAUUCGAGGAUGGCCUUUGUGGAUGCAGACUGGGCUACGUAACUUGAUCGGCACGGAGUUGAAAAAAGUUAGGGAUUCCCUCGAAGUAAUCUCGAAUAGUUGA
Messenger RNA from Blumeria graminis f. sp. triticale, 1029 nucleotides. Lineage: Eukaryota; Fungi; Ascomycota; Leotiomycetes; Helotiales; Erysiphaceae. The record is from the annotation of a GenBank genome assembly.